UUCACUUGUAAUAAAACAAAUCAAAAAGAGAUACUCUUUUUUAGACCAAACUUAUAUUUUCAACAAAUGUUUGCUUUAAGAAAGUUAUCAACUUCUUUGCAUAAGAAUGUUGCUCAACCAGUCUUACGUUGCCGCAAAAAUCUUUCAAGCACUUCCCUAAUUCGUACUGCUGUUGUACCACAAUACAAGUUAUCCAAACGCUUUCUCUCAAAUACUUCUGCUGAAGAGCAACCCAAUGCUGAAGAGCAACCCAAUGCUGAAGAGCAACCCAAUGCUGAACCUACAGCAGCAACAAGCGACCACCAUGCUGUUGUAUCCACUUUCGAUCUGUUCUCUAUUGGUGUCGGACCUUCUUCAUCUCAUACUGUUGGUCCCAUGCGUGCUGCAAAGAUUUUCAUUACGGACUUGAAGGAUCACAACGUUCUAGACAAAGUCUCAACACUUCGAGUAGAUAUGUUCGGAUCACUAGCUUUGACAGGUGUUGGCCAUGGUACACCAGAAGCUAUUCUUAUGGGCAUUGAAGGUGAAAGCCCUGAUAAAGUAGAGACUAGCACAAUUCGAUCUCGUGUGAAAGACAUUCAAACAAACAAAUCAAUUCGCUUAGAUGGAACUCAUCGCAUCACUUUUGAUUAUGAUAAGGAUAUGGUCUUCAAUUAUUUUAAGACAUUACCACAACACCCUAAUGGUCUUCGUUUUUGCGCUUAUGACAAGGAUGCUAAUAUGGUUGCUACAAAUGAAUAUUUCAGUAUUGGUGGUGGUUUUGUAGUCAAUGCUGAAACUCAGUUGGAUCAUGGUGAAAAUGUAUACUAUAAACAAAUCAAAAAAGAUGCUGUUGUUGCUGAGCGUCGUGAACAAGAUAUCGCUGUUGUUUCUUUGCCUUUCAAGAACUCAGAAGAAUUGAUUGCUGUUUGUAAGCGUGAAAAUAUGACAAUUGCUCAGGUCGUGUUUGAAAAUGAAUUAAAAUGGAGUACACCUCAAGAAAUUAGAGAGAAGCUCUUAAGAAUCUGGAACACAAUGGAUGACAGUAUUCGUAAUGGUGUGAUGGCUUCACCAGACGAUUACUUGCCUGGCAGUCUCCGCGUAAAACGUCGUGCUCCUAGACUAUAUAACAAACUCUUGAAGGGUUUAUAUGGCGGUUCUUUGAACUCAACAGGUGGAUACAGCCAUUCACAUAUACCUGCAGGUAGAAAUGAUGAGACCACAGCGGUAUCCGAUCCUUCUCCUGAACUGAACAAUACCCAGUAUCCUCUGGCUCUUACUUACUUGCCUAAAAAACCUAGAAAGAAGUUUGUCUUGCCUGCCCUUGAUUAUCUUUCUGUAUAUGCUAUUGCCGUCAACGAGGAAAAUGCUUGUGGUGGUCGUGUUGUUACAGCUCCUACUAAUGGUGCUGCUGGUACAAUUCCCUCUGUACUCAAGUAUUAUCUCGAAUUCAUUUCAGAAAACCCAGAAAAGGAUGUCAUGGAAUUUUUGUUAACAACUUCCGCUAUUGGUAUGCUGUUUAAACGUGGUGCUAGUAUUUCAGCUGCUGAAGUAGGCUGUCAAGGUGAAGUAGGUGUCGCCUGUUCAAUGGCUGCUGCUGGUUUUACUGCUGUGAUGGGUGGUACGGUAGAACAAGUCGAAAAUGCAGCUGAAAUUGGUAUGGAACAUAACUUGGGCUUGACUUGCGAUCCUAUCGCAGGUCUUGUUCAAGUUCCUUGUAUUGAGCGUAAUGCUUUGGCUGCUGUCAAAGCUAUUGCUGCAGCUCAAUUGGCAUUGAAUGGUGAGGGAGACCACCGCGUGUCACUUGACCAAGUCAUUGAAACCAUGCGUCAAACGGGUGUAGAUAUGAUGUCUAAAUAUAAGGAAACCAGUCAAGGUGGUUUGGCUGUGAAUGUUCCUUUGUGUUAAAUAGAAAGAAAGUAAUCAUUUUCGAACGUCAUUUUCAUUCAUAUAUAUAUAUAUAUAUAUAUAUCAUGUUUUUCUUUAUACAUUUUCUUCUUUGACUGUCGAAAUAGACCACUCGAACGCGG
Gilbertella persicaria is the source of this 2009-nucleotide messenger RNA. Its product is annotated as serine dehydratase alpha chain-domain-containing protein. Lineage: Eukaryota; Fungi; Mucoromycota; Mucoromycetes; Mucorales; Choanephoraceae. The record is from RefSeq and is a predicted model, not a curated record. Bases 67 to 1887 code for a protein of 606 amino acids. Gene Ontology annotation, molecular function: 4 iron, 4 sulfur cluster binding; L-serine ammonia-lyase activity. Gene Ontology annotation, biological process: gluconeogenesis. The transcript is spliced from 3 exons.